AUGGCAACAGCUUGUAAUUUAUUGUUAAAGAUAGCUAAUAAAAAUGUUAGGGAUAUCAGAUCAUUUGCAUUAUAUCCUAGUUCAAUUCAUAAUUACAUUACGCCUAGCAAGCAAUUAUUUUAUCGAAAAUAUUCUGAAGAUUUAAAAAAUAGAAUUAUGACGAUACCCAACAUUAUAACAACAGCUAGAUUAUUAGUUACCCCAAUAAUAUGUCUGACAAUAACUAAAGAAUAUUAUAUUACUUCUGCUAUAAUGUUUGCCUUAGCAGGAAUUUCAGAUCUUUUUGAUGGAAUGAUUGCUCGAAAUAUUCCCAAUCAACAAUCCAAAUUAGGUGCAAUUAUUGAUCCUUUGGCUGAUAAAAUCUUAGUUAAUGCUGUUUGUAUAACAUUAACAUAUAUGGAGUUAAUUCCAAUUUAUGUUGCGUUUCUCAUAAUAUUCAGAGACAUUGGUAUAUUAGGCUACAUAGGAUAUAUCAAAUUCAAAAAGUCUAUUCUCAAAAAUAAUAAAAACUUCAAUGAAAAAAUUAAAUUUACUCCCACUUUUUUAAGCAAAUGCAAUACAGCUCUACAAUUAUCAACAGUAACUACAGCCUUAUUAUCACCUAUAUAUCAUUACCCUUCUUCACACCCUUUAAUGUCUGCAUUAUACAUCGCAACAGCCUCAACAACUCUUAUGUCCGGAAUUCAAUAUUACAUUAUGAGACAUCAAUUUAUUACAAAAAAUUAAUAAUUCAAAUCUAUUUUUAAAUUAAUUAUGAAUUUAGUCAAAUAGUUGUAUUGUAAUAAUUUUAUUACUUUAUUAUAUAUGUAAAUAUUAAAACAAUUAAAUGCAUUGUAUUUAUUAAUGUGUAUAAAAUAUACAGAUAAUCAAUCAUUUUCUGUAAUAAAAUAUAAUCAGAACCAAGUUAAUCAAAUUUUAGGACCAAUUCAUUUUGAUUGCCUAUAUCCAUUUGUACUUUUUUACGCAUGUAAUAUA
Molecule: messenger RNA, 975 nt
Organism: Gordionus sp. m RMFG-2023
Lineage: Eukaryota; Metazoa; Nematomorpha; Gordioida; Chordodea; Parachordodidae
Product: probable cardiolipin synthase (CMP-forming)
Exons: 6
Coding region: 1-726 (241 amino acids)
Biological process (GO): cardiolipin biosynthetic process
Cellular component (GO): mitochondrion; membrane
Molecular function (GO): cardiolipin synthase (CMP-forming) activity
Source: RefSeq, a predicted model, not a curated record